Phyllostomus hastatus (greater spear-nosed bat) is the source of this 3242-nucleotide messenger RNA. RefSeq names its product ankyrin repeat domain 55 (gene ANKRD55). NCBI's taxonomy places the organism in Eukaryota, Metazoa, Chordata, Mammalia, Chiroptera, Phyllostomidae. Gene Ontology annotation, molecular function: protein binding. The record is from RefSeq and is a predicted model, not a curated record.
AUGGUGACCGAGAGCCUCCUGGAGGAGAACGUCCACCAUGAGCUCCCCCCGGAGCGCCUCGUGCCUCGUGCCCGGCCAGCCCCGCCCGGGCGCCGCCAGCUCAGAGACAAGGCCCCGUGCCCCCCCCCCCCCCCGCGCUGCUGCAGGGCGGUCUCGGCGGGGCGAGGAAGCGCCCUCUCGCCCCGCAGCCCUGGAGGCCGGAGCCGGGCUGAUCCCAGCCUGCCACCUGCUGGCGAGACGCGGCACAGCACAGCCCCGGGUCCCCCGGUCCGGGGACAAACGCCCUCCAGCCCGGGGCUCUGCAGCUCGCGCGAGGUCUGGUCCUCCCCGGCCGGAGGUCCCGGUGGAGACGCUGGCUCCAGCUGCUGUGCGCACCGGCCCGCGCGAGGCCGUGUCUCCUCCUCUCCCGGCCCUGGGGAGCGGCCUGCCACUCGGACGGCGCAGGCCGGGACGGGCUCCAUGGAUUUCCGCGCUGCGUCCGCGCUGGGGCAGCACAAAGCCGCGGGCAGGGGCAGGGGUGGGGCCUUCGGGCAGCUCUGGCCGGGGUCCCCCAGGGAACGGCCGGCCGUGCGCUCGGUGCGCUCGGAGAGCCGGACAGCUGACGGCACUCGCAGCUCCCACGAGGGGGAGCUGGCAGCCCCCCAGUGCGACUUCUCCAGCGUCCCCCCGCCCCCCAGCCCGGAGAAGGCUGCUGAGGGCACGGGGCCCUGGGCCGGGCAGCACCCGGGGAACUGGUUACCGAGCGACUGGUCCCCGUCCUGCGUGAGACCCCUGGGGCAGCCCAGCCACACGCAGCGCCCGUCUUCCCAGGAGGGCGCGCCCCUGACCGGGACGGAGACGCCACCCACUGUGCGCGGGCAGUUCCGCUCCCCUGAGAAGGAGCGGGUACCCGGACGGUCACUGCGCAAGCACAACAAACGCCUUGCUGCCCUCUGGGUCAUUUCCACAAAGCGGGCCCCGUGGUCAGAGAGGGUCCGGGCUCCCCGGGCAGGGCCCCUGGGGACGCAGCGCGGGAGCCGUCCAGGCGAGUCGCUGGAGGAGGUCGACCUGACCCUGGUCUACCAGGCGGCAGCGAGCGGCGACGUCGGGGCCCUGACGGCCGCCAUCCGGGAGGACCCGUCCGUCCUCGAGGGCUGUGACGGAGAAGGGUGCACCCCGCUGAUGCACGCCGUGUCCGGGCGCCAGGCGGACACCGUGCGGCUGCUGCUGAAGAUGGGCGCCAACGUCAACGCCCAGGACGCCCGUGGCCGCACCAGCCUGUGCCUGGCCGCCUACCUGGGGUGGCUGGACGGCUGCGUGAGCCUGCUCAGGAACGGGGCCAAGCACAGCAUCCCGGACAAGAGCGGCCGCCUGCCGCUGCACGCGGCCACGGCGGAGCCCGACGCCAGGCUCCUGGCAGUCCUGGUGCAGCAGUCCAGCCUCAGCGAGGUCAAUCACCAGGACAACGAGGGCAUGGCGCCCCUCCACUGGGCGGCCUUCCACAACCAGCCCCAGCACGCCCAGCUGCUGCUGCGGAAGGGCGCCGACCCGGCCCUGGCGGACAAGGACUUCAAGACGGCCCUGCACUGGGCCGUCCAGAGCGGGAACCGGACGCUGUGCGCCCUCAUCCUGAGCCACCGCCAGGGCCCUGCCCUGGUCAACUGUGACGACGAGAGCGGCAAGACCUGCGUGCACACGGCGGCUGCCGCGGGCUUCAGCGACGUGCUGGUCGAGCUGGCCGGGGUCCCCGCGUGCGACCUGCAGGCCCGGGACGUGGACGACAGGACACCCCUGCACUGGGCGGCGGCGGCCGGGCAGGCGGCCUGCGUGCGGGCCCUGCUGGACCUGGGCGUGGACGACGGCCUGCGGGACGUGCACGGCAGCGCGGCCCUGGCCUACGCCCUGCGCGGCGGCCACCUGGCCUGCGUCCGGCUCCUCUCCGGGGACAGCAGAGCAGAGCCGGCUCGGCGCCCCGCCGAGCAGCCUGGCAGGCCCCGGAAGAAGGAGGGGGGGCGUCUCGGCGUGCUGCACCAGAUCUUCGGCAAGGGCAGGAGAGAAGGGCAGAGGGCCCCCCCGGAGGACAGCCGCCCGGACGCCCACCGGGGGGAGCCCCCCUCGGAAGUCGAUGACAUCAUCGCCACCUUUGACGGCGUCCUGGGCUCCAACUGCCAGGAGCAGCCUGGGGGCCAGGGGCCCAUGGUCGGCUUCAAAAAGAGGACCCCUGAGGACUCGAAAUACCUCUGGCCCGAGAAGAGGCCCCUGGCCCGUCAGGGGCUUCCACCAAUCAGAACGCAGAGCCUCCCACCCAUCGCCCCGGGCAACGGCUUCCCCACGGCCUGCCCCAGGGCCCCCGCCCACGCCGGUCUGGCCCCUGGCCCCGGCGCCGACCCCCAGCACGCCGGCCCACCGUCUCAGAAGAGCUGGAGGGAGCAGGACAGCAGGCCAGGCGGCCAGGCGCCGCGGGGUGACCCCUGGCGCAGCGACCCCCACGAGGGGCUCUGCCAGGCGUGGCCGGCGGCCGCGGCCGACAGGCUGCUGGACCGGCUGCUGAGCGGCAGACCCCCGCAGCAGGACGCCCCGGGGCCCGCCCGCCUCCCUCAGCUGCACGGCCCGUGGGCAGGGCAGAGUCGCCACCACCUGUCCCCAGACAGAGCCACAGUCAGGGACCUUGCUUUCAGCCGGCACAGCCUGGCCCCGCUGCCCGACCAGAAAUUUCUGUCCGGAGGGCCUCUGCGCGCCAGCCGGGUGCUGCCCGCCAUCCCGAGCCACCGGGGCCCGAGCCCGGCCACCCGGGACGGAGACUGAGCGUGGGUCCCGCCCGCCAGCCCGGGCCGCGUGCACGGACACGGACUGCCAUCCGAGAAGGACCGUCCUCGGGUCUGUGCGGGCCGAGGCCGACUUCGUGAAUCGCCCUCGAUAAGCCGUUCACGGUUUAUAACUCUAAACUCUUCGUUCCAAAUAACGGCAUUUCCCAAAGGAGCCCCCGGAACCUUUGCUGUGCCUUCACCGCAGCCCGUGUGUGAGUGUCUGGCCUGCACCCUGCCGGGCUGAACGCCAGGCCGCGGCGGCGGCGGGGCUCCUGGCUGCGCCCGCCCGGCCAGCCAGCCGUGGGACGGGUGCUGGCUGCUGUUCCUCCCGGGGGAACCUCACGUUCCGUUCCUGGGAGUCUGCGAGCGGAGUGACAAACAGAACAGCACGUUCUGCGACUGUUCUUCGCACUUGUUGUGUGUGAUUCUGCCUUGUCACGAGGAAACGUCGUUAAA